This is a messenger RNA of Ictalurus furcatus (blue catfish), 1216 nucleotides long. RefSeq names its product neuronal differentiation 2 (gene neurod2). Bases 54 to 1121 code for a protein of 355 amino acids. The record is from RefSeq and is a predicted model, not a curated record. Lineage: Eukaryota; Metazoa; Chordata; Actinopteri; Siluriformes; Ictaluridae. The transcript has 2 exons. Gene Ontology annotation, molecular function: protein dimerization activity.
AUGUAGACGGAAAAGGCGCCUUCGUACGACGAAGUGCACUAGAAAGGAGUGCCAUGUUGACGCGGUUAUUCAGCGACGCGCAGAAGUUCCCAGCCUGGGCGGACGACAGCGGAAGCGACGACUCCAAGACGAAGGAUGACGAGCACGAGCGGGGGUCGCGCGAGGACGAUGCGGACGACAUGUUGGGCGACGCCAAGAGCACCAGUCGCGCGCAGUCGGAGAUCGCGGGGGAUGAGGAGGAGGACGAUGACGACGACGACGACGACGAAGGCGCCGACGAUGACGAGAACGGCGACAGACCGCGAAAACGCGGCCCCAAGAAGCGCCAGAUGACCCCGGCGCGCCUGGAGCGCUCCAAGCUGCGACGGCAGAAGGCAAACGCGCGCGAGCGCACGCGCAUGCACGACCUUAACUCCGCGCUGGACAACCUGCGCAAAGUGGUGCCUUGCUACUCAAAGACGCAGAAACUGUCCAAGAUUGAGACGCUGCGCCUUGCGAAAAACUACAUCUGGGCUCUCUCGGAGAUCUUGCGUAACGGAAAACGACCAGACGUCGUUUCGUACGUGCAGACAUUGUGCAAAGGACUCUCCCAACCGACUACGAAUCUGGUGGCCGGUUGCUUGCAGCUCAACGCGCGGAACUUUCUCACUGAUCUUUCGCAUCAAGAGAGCGCGGCGGCGCGGUUCCACGCCCCCGACGCGUCCUUCGCCGCCGCGGCGCACGCCUACCCGUACCAGUGCGCGCGCCUCGCAGGCCCUCAGUGCCAGACCGGCGCGCAUGGGUACUGCUAUGAGCCCGAAUACGCGGGCGCCGCCGAUUACGACGCACGACGCAGCCCGACGCCCACGUGCGUCAACGGUGGAUUCGCGCUGCGAUCGCACGAGGCCGUGUCACCGGAAAUUGCGGACCGGGGAUACCAUCACUACUCCAUGCACUACGCAGCUGCGCGCAGCCUCGCCUAUGGCCCGUCGGGAGCUCGGGGAGGCGGAAGCGGUGGUGGUGGUGGCGGAGGUGGAAGCGGUCAUUCGGAGAACGUUCCGCCGUACCACGACGUGCACGCGCACCACCACCACCACGAGCGCGCGCCCGCGUACGAGGAGCUGAACUCCUUUUUUUCAUAAUUGGAAAAACAAAUGUGUCCAUCGUCGUCUUCAUCGUCAAAAUAUUCGUGUGGGACUAAAAACACACACACACACAUGACCUUUAUAACAAACAC